AUGGCGCUGGAAUUGGAUUCGAGCGUGCACUGGCGGUUACGGCUGGUGGUGUCCGCCGUCGUAUUGGUCCUGGAGGUGGUGGUGUUCCCGUUGAUGUUCGAAUGCGCUCAGGGUACGGCGAUACACGAGCUGAAUGUGGCGAUGCACGCGUGCGAGCGCCAUUCCGCGCACCAUUCGCCGGCGAAGUGUCAGCUGAUCGAAAGCCUCUUGCGACCCCAAGCGACACGUGAGACUGAGGAUCCAUUGCCGUGCUGA
Messenger RNA from Phytophthora nicotianae INRA-310, 255 nucleotides. RefSeq lists its product as hypothetical. The record is from RefSeq and is a predicted model, not a curated record. Bases 1 to 255 code for a protein of 84 amino acids. Lineage: Eukaryota; Oomycota; Peronosporomycetes; Peronosporales; Peronosporaceae. The transcript has a single exon.